Molecule: messenger RNA, 1247 nt
Organism: Tachysurus fulvidraco (yellow catfish)
Lineage: Eukaryota; Metazoa; Chordata; Actinopteri; Siluriformes; Bagridae
Gene: aqp7
Product: aquaporin 7
Exons: 6
Coding region: 34-1032 (332 amino acids)
Biological process (GO): water transport; glycerol transmembrane transport
Cellular component (GO): plasma membrane; basolateral plasma membrane
Molecular function (GO): glycerol channel activity; water channel activity; urea transmembrane transporter activity
Source: RefSeq, a predicted model, not a curated record
CCACACUGUUUACCACGUGAGCACAUAUGGGAAAUGCACAACAUCUGUAAGCGAUUUAUGGUAGGAACACACACGUCUAAAAAGAAGAAAAAAGGGAUGAAGACAGAGCACCCAAGCAUGCUGGAGGAGGGGAAGUUUGAGCAGAGGAAUAAGACUAGGAGAAGAACCACAUGCUGGAUUAGAAAGAAGCAUGUUCGAGUGGGCUUAGCAGAAACUCUCAGCACUUUUGUCAUGAUGGUGUUUGGUCUAGGUUCUGUGGCUCAGGUGGUCACAGGAGGGGGGGUUUUUGGAGAUUUCCUGAGCAUUAAUCUGGGUUUCGGUCUUGGUGUAGCGAUGGGGGUACAUGCUGGUGGGAAAGUGUCAGGUGCUCACAUGAAUGCAGCGGUGACGUUUACUAUGUGCGUAUUGGGCCGCCUUAGCUGGAAGAUGCUCCCACUCUACGUAGUUGCACAACUGCUGGGCUCCUUUAUUGCUGCGGGAACAAUUUUCACCUUGUACUAUGAUUCCAUAAAUCAUUAUUGUGGAGGAAACCUCACAGUGUUUGGCCCCAAAGCAACAGCAGGGAUCUUUGCCACUUAUCCAGCUCCUUAUCUCUCAAUACAAACUGGAUUCUUGGACCAGGUACUUGGCACUGCCAUGCUUUUGCUAUGUCUGAUGUCUCUGGCAGAUAAGAGGAACCAGCCUGCCCCAACUGGUGGAGAGCCUGUGGCUACUGGAGCUCUUGUAUUGCUGAUUGGAGUUUCCAUGGGCAGCAACAGUGGCUAUGCAAUCAAUCCCACCCGAGACCUUGGGCCAAGGAUUUUUACAGCAAUUGCAGGCUGGGGAAUAGAUGUUUUCAGGGCAGGUAACAAUUGGUGGUGGGUGCCCUUGGUGGCCCCAUUAGUGGGUGGAGUGACUGGAGCUUUGAUAUAUAAAGCAUUUGUGGAGAUGUUCCAUCCUAAGGAUAAAAAACCAAAGCCCAAUGGACCAUCAGAGCACAUACCGCUGGAUGAGUGCAAGAAAGACAACACUGAGGAGUGUGUGAACUGUUAACAAGUCGAGUACCACUGGAACCAGAGAAGGGACGAGAGAGAGGAGCUAAAGAAAAAAAUAGAUUUUUUUUCUUAAAUAGAAAUAGAAAAGUAAAGAUGCAAUAUAAUCAGCUCCUGCCUGUUCGGCUCGUAUGAGCUCAAAAAGUAACAAAAAAACAACAACAACUCACUAGACAAACAAUUACCAUGACUGAAGAAUAAACUGGCAUGAAGGAA